AGUUGGUCGCGAGGCGCAGAGUCGGUUGGGUCGCGGGUGAGGUGUGGCCGCGCUGCUCACACUCGUUGGGUGUUUGCACACUCGCUUAACACUGACACACUUGUACGCCUUCCUACACACACACACACGAGCUUCCGCCGUCUCACCCUUGCACCAUGGCGGCCAGAUACGAUCGUGCCAUCACCGUGUUCUCGCCCGACGGACAUUUGUUCCAAGUGGAGUACGCGCAGGAAGCGGUGAAGAAAGGCUCCACCGCGGUUGGAAUUCGAGGCAAAGAUAUUGUCGUUCUUGGUGUGGAGAAGAAGUCUGUUGCUAAACUGCAGGAAGAGAGAACUGUAAGAAAAAUCUGUGCACUCGAUGAACAUGUCUGCAUGGCAUUUGCAGGUCUAACAGCUGAUGCUAGAAUAGUAAUUAACAGAGCCCGGGUGGAGUGUCAGAGUCACAAGCUUACUGUAGAAGAUCCAGUGACUGUGGAGUACAUAACUCGCUACAUUGCAACUUUAAAGCAACGCUAUACACAAAGCAAUGGCCGCAGGCCAUUUGGAAUCUCUGCUUUGAUUGUGGGGUUUGACUAUGACGGCACACCGAGAUUGUAUCAGACAGAUCCAUCUGGCACAUAUCAAGCCUGGAAGGCAAAUGCUAUCGGUCGAAGUGCUAAGACAGUCCGAGAAUUCCUUGAAAAGAACUACACAGAUGAAGCUAUUGCAUCUGAUAAUGACACCAUCAAGCUGGCAAUCAAGGCUCUACUGGAAGUUGUGCAGUCUGGCGGGAAAAACAUUGAACUGGCUGUGAUAAGAAGGAAUCAGCCACUGAAGCUCUUAGAUCCUAAAGAAAUAGAAACAUUUGUAGCAGAAAUUGAAAAGGAGAAAGAAGAAGAAGUUGAAAAGAAGAAACAGAAGAAAUCAACUUAAAUAUAUACAAAUAGCAAUGUUGUGUAUGCUACUAAUAGACUUUAGUACCUUACCAACUUAUAAUUGCAUGGCAAACAACAUACUAAGAGACUGUAUAUUUUCAGGUAUUUUCUGUGGGCUUUUCCGCUCCCUUGUGCCUCCUGUGCCCCACACCAUCUCUGGUUGAGGUGGUAUGACACAUUUCCACAGGUUACUUUUGUUAGAAAUUGUUGUCCGUUCUGAGACCAGCCCAGUGGAGAAUCUUCAUCCAGUUGAGUUUGGCAACUGCAGAGUUGGCAUCAAACCCACUAUACGGUUCAAGAGAUGCAGUGCCCUACUGUGACUAUAUAGCAUUUCUCUAAAUAAAGCUACCAAUCUCCAGAGCUAUUGAGUCGCUAGGAUACAGUAAUAUGAAGAAUAUUUUCUUGAUUUUUUCAGAGCUGCCAACCAUGUGGGUGAAAGGAGGACUGUAACCUCCAAUCCUACUGCAUCAUCUAUUAUACACCAUGUGUAAAGUCAGAUGUACAGCGAAGUGCACAGUUGCUCUUAAAAUAGAAUGAACAAAUAAAAAGCCUUUGAUUGAUUUUGAAUGGUGGUUAAUAACACGAUUAAGGGCACCAGUAAUGUGAACUUCUGCAAUUACACAUGGUGCCUGAUGAGAGUCUACAGUCUUGUGUUGAUGAAGGCCAGAAUGUUGAGGAAAUAUCAUGCCACUUAUAGAUUUACUAAAACUGAGAAUGGAAUUAAUAGUUUAUUCAGGAAAACUGGGAUGUAAAUGUAACCUCACAUCACAAUGAGUAAAUACUUUCUGGUGUGGUAUUGAGAUAUUCAGGCAAAGCAAGUUCAGCUUGGUUUGUGUUGUUAGUCGACUUCACCAACGGUACUGCAAUUAUUCUGUGUCGCACUGCAGGAAAAGGGGAAAAAUCAUUCGGUCUCCCUUUACUAGUUGCUAUCUAGUGAUUGUGUAUCCAUGUUGCGGAUAUCAGAACAAGAUCAGUUGUAAUUUGAUUAAAUAGUCUGCCUGCCAGCACUUGAUCCCAAGGCUUGUCUCUCAAGCAUGGGCACUUGGGAAGGUAGCAGAGAACUGCUAGAGUCUGUGGAGCAUGAGUGACGGUAUUCAAGAGAACGAGAGGAUGAGAGUAAACAACAUUGUGGGGCACUGCAUUUGUAAUUUUUUAAUCAAGAAAUGCAAAACAUUUAGUACAAUAUUUUCUGACUUAUGAUAAGCUGUAGUGUAGAUUGGUGUAUUUCUCAUAAUUUUGAUUUGCACACUUUGUUUUCUGUGCAAAUUUGAAGCUGUGGUUACAUUUGGUUCAAAAAAAAUAUUUUUCUCACGGAUAACAAAUAAAGAUUUAAAAUCGUG
This is a messenger RNA of Callorhinchus milii (elephant shark), 2253 nucleotides long. It is a transcript of the gene psma8, whose product is annotated as proteasome 20S subunit alpha 8. Gene Ontology annotation, biological process: ubiquitin-dependent protein catabolic process. NCBI's taxonomy places the organism in Eukaryota, Metazoa, Chordata, Chondrichthyes, Chimaeriformes, Callorhinchidae. The record is from RefSeq and is marked provisional. Gene Ontology annotation, cellular component: proteasome core complex, alpha-subunit complex; proteasome core complex; nucleus.